AUGGCCCAGGCACUCCCCAAGUCCAGUGGCGCCCCAAGGCCGCGGGACCCCAGGCGGGGAGAGGGGGCCCUGAGUCCCAUGCCCCCAGAACCCACGACGGCGGGCGAGGCCCGGGCAGGUGGGGACGCUGUGCUGCGCCGUCUCCUGAGGCUGCACCGCACAGAGAUCGCCAUGGCCGUGGACAGCGCCUUCCCGCUGCUGCACGCACUGGCCGACCACGACGUGGUCCCCGAGGACAAGUUCCAGGAGACUCUGCGUCUGAAGGAGAAGGAAGGCUGCCCACAGGCCUUCCACGCGCUCCUCUCGUGGCUCCUGACCCAGGACGCAGCUGCCAUCCUGGACUUCUGGAGGGUUCUCUUUAAGGACUACAACCUGGAGAGAUAUGCCCGGCUACAGCCCAUCUUAGACGGCUUCCCCAAAGAUGUGGACCUCAGCCAGCCCCGGAAGGCGAGGAAGCCCCCGACGGGCCCCAAGGCCCCAGUGCUGCUGCCCAGACCCCCCACCAAGAGGAAGGCCCUGGAGGAGCCAAGAGUCGCCCUGCCUGUGGCAUCGUCUCCACGGGGGACCUCCAGCCCAGGCUCCCAGGCGAAGGCCAAGCCGUCCAGGAAGCCGGAGAGCAGCGCGGAGCCACAGCGCCUCCCGCCGGGAACCGGAAUUCAGACCAUGUCCACUUCGGUCCAGAGGGCCGUGACGGUGUCGUCGGGGGACGUCCCAGGAGCCUGUGGGGCGGUGGAGGGGAUCCUCAUCCAGCAGGUGUUCGAGUCAGGUGGAGGCAAGAAGUGCAUCCAGGUCGGGGGGGAGUUCUACACUCCCAGCAAGUUCGAAGACCCCAGCGGGGGGAAGAGCAAGACGCGGGGCAGUGGCCUGAAGACACUGGUCCGGGCCAAGGGGCCCCAGGCUUCUGCCCCCGGCGGAGGUGAGCAGAGAGCCGGCCAGCAGGGCAGGGCACAGGCGGCUCCCGCCCUCCCCAGCGAGCCCCAGCCCCACCAGAAGAACGAGGACGAGUGUGCCGUGUGCCGCGACGGGGGGGAGCUCAUCUGCUGCGACGGCUGCCCCCGGGCCUUCCACCUGGCCUGCCUGUCCCCGCCGCUCCGGGACAUUCCCAGCGGGACGUGGAGGUGUUCCAGAUGCCUGCAGGCAAGAGCCCCGCGGGACCUGCCCCGGCCGGAGGAGCCCCCGCCCACGGAGCCGCCCACGGAGCCCCCGGUCCUUCUGGGACUGAGGCUGACAGGAGAAGAGGCGAAGGGACUGUCCAGGGAGACCCUGGUCGGGGUCGACACUGCCGUCCCCUACAAGCACCUGCCAGCCCCACCUUCGGCGGCCCCCUUGACGGUGCUGGAACCCUCAGCCCUGCGCCCCCUACUGUGUGUGGGCCCUGAGGGGCAGCAGGGCCCCGCGGGCGCGCGGUGCAGCGUGUGCGGGGACGGCACGGACGCGCUGCGGUGCGCGCACUGCGCCGCCGCCUUCCACUGGCGCUGCCACUUCCCCGGGGCCGUCGCGCGGCCAGGGGCCGUCCCGCGCUGCCGAUCCUGCUCCGGGGACGCAGCCCCGGCCCCCGAGGAGGGGGCGACUGCCCCGAACCCCGCCCGCGCUUUGCUAGGGCCUGCCAAGGCGGGGGACAGUUCUGCUGGUCACGAGCCGGUUCUGCACAGGGACGACCUGGAAUCCCUCCUAAGCGAGCAUUCCUUCGACGGAAUCCUGCAGUGGGCCAUCCAGAGCAUGGCCCGCCCGAUGGCCGAGGCGCCCACCUUCCCCUCUUGA
This is a messenger RNA of Neogale vison (American mink), 1761 nucleotides long. RefSeq names its product autoimmune regulator (gene AIRE). Lineage: Eukaryota; Metazoa; Chordata; Mammalia; Carnivora; Mustelidae. The record is from RefSeq and is a predicted model, not a curated record. Gene Ontology annotation, biological process: regulation of transcription by RNA polymerase II; humoral immune response. The transcript has 14 exons. Gene Ontology annotation, cellular component: cytoplasm; nucleus. Gene Ontology annotation, molecular function: DNA binding; translation regulator activity; DNA-binding transcription factor activity, RNA polymerase II-specific. Bases 1 to 1761 code for a protein of 586 amino acids.